CUGAAAGGAGCAGCCUGGUGAGUUAGCUGAACGGAGCACCAGUCAGCUGCACUGCUUCUGGAAUGGAAUGUGUUUUCCAGACAUAGCUGAGCUUAACCGGAACUCAGAACUCUGGAAGUAGUUAAGUCCUCUUAAAAAUGUCUGCACCCCUGCAGAGACUGCGCUUGGAAGUGAUUGUGCCCCUUCCCGACUCCUUUCCUUCCUCGUCAUGGGAACUACACUGUUCCCAGUGACCUCCAAGGGGAAAACCUACUGAUUUCCUAAAGCAAGCGAGGAAGACCAAAAUAGGGUUCAAGGAAGGUUGCUGAUAGACUGUGAUGAUGUCAUUCUCCAUGGCCCUGCACCUCACCGCUGUUAUCCAACUCCUGGCGCUGGUGGCCAUAUGUGACCAGGUUACAGCUGAUCGCAUCAACUUCUACAACGUCAAACCACCUGUGGAAGCCACUCCAUUCCCUAAGAGCUUCAAGUGCUUCACCUGCGAGCAAGCUGCAGACAACUACAACUGUAACCGCUGGGCUGAGGACAAGUGGUGUCCACAGAAUACACAGUUCUGUAUGACAGUGCACCACUUCACCAGUCAUGGCAAGACCAAGUUUGUGACCAAAAAGUGUGCUGCCAGGGAGGUGUGUCACGCUUCAGGCUGUAGACAUCACAGGGACAUGGGUCACACAGAGUGUGUGUCGUGCUGUGAGGGUAUGAUCUGCAACGUGGAGGUCCCCACCAACCACACCAAUGCUGUGUUUGCCAUGAGGCAUCAGGCUUACAACUCAGCCCCACCCCAGGCCCCUGUGAGGACAGCGUGGGGCUGCUGCUGGAUGACAUUACUCACCACCCUGGGCCUGGGGUUGACCAGACUGGUCCUACUGUGACACUGCUGUCCCUCAGAGCAUGUCCCCAUAGAGGGGACCAGACUAUACCAGACCAGCAUGUUCCUCUGAACAUGGAGGAUGUGUGUUGUUACAAGUGUGGUGGUAAUCUGUGUUAAAGAUGUCACAUAGAUCAAUCGAACAAUCACGAAGGACUACAGUAGUGUCCUAAUGAAUGAUGCUUGGUUUGUUAACAUUGGUUGCAUCUACAUAAGCCAAUGGGACUGGAGAAAGCAUCCAUGGAAUCAAUAGAAUUGGACAAAGACCAAUGGUCAGUUGAUCUAUAGAAUUGGAUGUAGCUUGCCAGCUAGUGGAGUUGGCAAGCAGAGGAGUUAGCCGGGAAGGGUUCAAGGAGGAUCAUGCCCAUCAUAAGUCUAAUGUCCAUUGCUGAUUCAAAGAUGGAUGCCCAGUGACCGAUCCUUCAAUCAGCCCUGGCCAGAGCCCAAAACUACUAUACGGAGCAUGCCGAAUGAGAGGCUGGAACCUGGAGACUUUAAAUGUUCCACAGAACAUUCCCUAGGAUUAUUCAUGGUCCUGAGAAUGUUAAUCGUGUGUUCUCUGUGGGAUUUUGCAGCACUGCAGUGCACACAUGGCCCAGGAAUGACUGGACACAUAGGCAUGCCCCAUGCCCAUUGGAUCAGGGAGAACUUUGGGAGAUGAUGAUAGACAUGGAAUCUGGCGUAAAUGUAUUAGUACUUGAUCCAUAGUAUGGCACAAAAUGAAAGCAUUUUGCACUUGAAUGGUUUGUUAAGAAAUAUUGUUGCUUGUAUUUUUGUUAGCAUAACUUGUGAAUAUCCUUAAAUAAAAUGGAAAGAACUAUA
Oncorhynchus gorbuscha (pink salmon) is the source of this 1687-nucleotide messenger RNA. RefSeq names its product ly6/PLAUR domain-containing protein 6B-like. Gene Ontology annotation, molecular function: acetylcholine receptor regulator activity. The transcript is spliced from 5 exons. Lineage: Eukaryota; Metazoa; Chordata; Actinopteri; Salmoniformes; Salmonidae. The record is from RefSeq and is a predicted model, not a curated record. The coding region runs from base 318 to 869 and encodes 183 amino acids.